AUGUGUGAACGUGGAGUCUGGCAGCUGCAGCAGGUCCUUCUGCGCUACAGCGAAACGGGUUAUAGUAGCAGUGGAGUGCGGUUCUAUCUGAAGCAUUUGCUUCCGAGUUGGGAGCAGAGGAAUCCCCAGGUCAAGGUGCUGGUACAACAUGACAAGUAUGCCCAGCCCCAAGCAACCUUCGUCUUUGCUUCAGGCGCACAAGCAGACGCCCCCCUGGCCAACUUGCAGCCGCGGCAGUUAGAGGAACUCCUACAACUGCAUCGAGACAGUGCAGGCCCCAACCACUUUCUGAAACACGGGGGACCGAAGGUGUGGACAGAGAGACGCUCGAUUCAGGGUCUAUGGCGUCCGUCACUCCCCUCACAGCUGUUGGCACUACGGUGGUUCAGACGCUCGCGCCCACCCCUCAGGCUCCCCAAGUACUCCGCCGAGGGCCUCCGGCUGUCUAUACAGGCCAUCCGGGGUGAGGGCCGAUGGGGCUCUGAACGGGAGUUCCCAAAGGGUUGGGAUCAACUAGCCCUCAAGUAUGCCCACUGUAACCCUCUAAUGCUGAACCCCGUGCCACCCGAGCCACAGCAGCAGCCGCAACAGCAGUAG
Molecule: messenger RNA, 597 nt
Organism: Cyclospora cayetanensis
Lineage: Eukaryota; Apicomplexa; Conoidasida; Eucoccidiorida; Eimeriidae
Exons: 3
Coding region: 1-597 (198 amino acids)
Biological process (GO): mitochondrial translation
Cellular component (GO): mitochondrial large ribosomal subunit
Molecular function (GO): structural constituent of ribosome
Source: RefSeq, a predicted model, not a curated record